Tigriopus californicus is the source of this 1967-nucleotide messenger RNA. Its product is annotated as EF-hand calcium-binding domain-containing protein 7-like. Bases 154 to 1914 code for a protein of 586 amino acids. The transcript has 11 exons. Gene Ontology annotation, molecular function: calcium ion binding. Lineage: Eukaryota; Metazoa; Arthropoda; Copepoda; Harpacticoida; Harpacticidae. The record is from RefSeq and is a predicted model, not a curated record.
CUUUGAAUUUCCCACGCUUUUCGGCGCUUGAGAAAGCCAAGGAAACAGCGGUGUUCGUCUGCAAUCCUGCGGAUGCAUAAACUCCGAUUUAAUAUCGAAAUAACAAUCAAACCAUGUGAUCUACUAUCAUUUUGACCCAUCAAUCAGGGUAUCAUGCCAGCGACCAGAGUUGGCGUUGUAACCUCCAAAGCGAAAGGGCCCUCUCUCCCCACGCCGCAAGGCUCUCCGGCUAAAAACAUGCCCUCCAAGUCCCCUUUGGGCUCUCCGUCGAAAUCCAUCCAGGUAUCUGCGGCUCAGGCCGCUUUCAUUGGUGUCAAAGGAUCCAUCAGUCAGGAUCUCGAUUCCCGUGAGGAAUUGGAAUGGGCUCUUCAAAGUGCAGGUUAUAAUCCAACCUUAGAGUUCAUGAAUCGAUAUUGGACCCCGAACACGCAGGGUGUCUGUUUUCGGGAAUUCGAUCAUAUCCUUCAAAUGGAGCCGCUUCCACGGAAACUGGAUCUUCUCAGCUAUUUCAGGAUGUUUGAUCCCGAGAACAAGGGCGUGAUUUCUCAUGAACAGUUUCUGGUGGCCAUGACAACGCGGGGCAAGAGAUUAUCCACGGCGUCCUUGGCCAACAUCUUGGACAACCCGACUUGGAAUCGCGACGACACUUUGGAUUAUAAGGCCUUCGUUAGAGAUGUUUUUGACACGAGUGCCAAGUUGGCCGAGGUUUUGAAGAACAACGCAAUUAUCGAAGAGAAGAAUCUCAUUGUCAACUCCAACACUUACAAGGUCAAAAGGAAGGUGUCAAGUCCGUCCCGGAAGGUUACUUGGAACUCCCAAGGAAAGGUCAAGGGAGCCUUCUAUUUUGAAGGCGAAAACAUCAUUGGGCACCAAUACAACCUCACCGUUGAGAAGGAUGGUUUUCAUGAGAUUCUCAUUCAUCCUAAUUGUAAACGGAACGUAGAUUGUCAGGUCUUCGUAUUCCACGUGACCGAUGAAAAUGUUCAGGGUAGUGCAGAAAGCAAGUACAAAUAUAUCGGAUGUUCACCCUUAGUCAUUCACAAAGGCUUCAUAUCCAAUGAUACAAGUGAGGCUCGGCAAUCAUGGAUGGGGGAACUUUUCAAAGGCAACUACUUACUCGUACCUUUCACCUCGGGGUGUAAACUGAAGAAGAGGCAAAGUCAACCUUCGUCAAAUGUUGCCUUGGUAGAACCGAUGACCAAUGGAAAACUGAAACUAACCCAAGAGUUCAAAGACAUUCUCAGUGAAAUAUACCAUCAGGUUGAUCUGGAUGGGAAUGGCACGUUAUCCAGAACUGAGUUCAAUUUGUUUAAUUGGAGAACCUCCGGUGAAGAAGUUCAAGAUGAGGAAUGGCAAGUGGUCGUGGAAAACUUUGACAUGAAGGAUGGGGAAUUAACUUUGGAAGGAUUUUUGCAACUGCAUCAAAUGGAGGCUGAGGAUAAUGGAGGGGAUUCUGCAGAAUUGUGGAUCACGCUCAAUGCAAUGGGGUACAAUGUGGGCUUGGUGCAGGAUGAGAGUGCCAUAUUCGAGAUAACGAUUAAAUCUGAGCACAAGGCUAAAAUGCAAUUACAAGUGAGCGGGUUGAAAUCCGGAGGUUCCAUCCUCGACAAGGCUGUUAUACGGAACAUUUCAGAAUCGUGCACUAAACCAAAGAAGAUUGAUCGUUCAGAAGACAUAUUCCUAUUUCGGCAGGAUUCGAAGUUCUGCAGUUCGUUUGUAAUUCAGAAUAGGUCAAAUCAUGCCCUCAAAAUGCAAAUGGACUUCAGUCAAAGCCGGAACGUCUUGAUAAAUCAUCCUCAUUUGAAUUUCCGAGCCAGUCUUUCGGCUAAAUCUACCCUUAUUGCGGCUCACUUGCUCCCCAAGGAUGCGCAUGUAGAUUUCCAAGUUAUCCUGAAUGAGGCGAUCUUGAAAUAAAGGCUUGUAAAAGUUGGUGGUUGGAAAUAAAGGAUCUAAUUUUUGAGGUCGAA